AAUUAUCGCAAUGCAGCACCUAAAACCUCCUCUUUGUUUCCCUUCCGCUCCCGCACAAAAUCCCAAACCCCUCGACGACGGCGAAGUAACGGGAGCUCGCUGGAGAAGACUUUAACGGGGCAAGCGGCGUGGGAAGGAGAAGAGGAGUUCGUGAGACGCGGCGUGGGUAGAGUUUGGACGGUCGCUAAAAGGAUCUUCGCCUCCUUUGACGAAGUAUCCGUUCGUGUCGGAAGUCACGAGAGAUAGACAUCGUUCUUCCUUCGACUCCUUCGAAGAUGACGGGAGCUCGCUCUCUGUGAAGAUUCAGAAAUUGAUUGCUCCGAUCGGAAUUCAACCGGUCUACUAGUCUGCUCACAGCAAUAUCACAGCAUGGGAGGUUCUAGAGUUCAAGUGAACAAGGCUCAUAAGAGUCGCUUCGCCUCCAAGUCCUCACGGCAGGCGCACAGGAUCCCCGUCAUUGAUAAUGGCAAAAUUGCUAAAUCCAACAAGAAUGCCAUGAAGGGCGCUCGUGCUAUUCGGAUCCAGCGCACAAAGAUGCUUCGUGAUCAGAAGAGAGCUACUUUAUUGAAAGAUAAAAGAGCCUUAAGUGGACCAUCUAGUUCUCCACGUAUUAUUGUUCUUUGUGGACUUUCCUCAGCUGUGAACCUGGAUAUGCUUGCAAAGGAACUUUUUAUGUUAUUAUCUGGAGAAGAAUCAGGGGCCAUUUCAGCAACAGUGGCUUCGCAAACUUAUAAACUUAGAACCACGGUUCUGAUUGCUCCAUAUGGCGACUUGGUAUCAUGCAUGGAGAUGGCAAAGGUUGCGGAUUUAAUUGCUUUUGUAGUAUCAGUCAACUCCUUAAAUGAUGGCUGUGAAACUGGCUUCAUUGAUUCCUUUGGAAUACAGUGCCUUUCUGUUUUCAGAGCCAUUGGCUUGCCCAGUACCACUGUCCUAAUUCGGGAUCUUCCUGUUGGUAUGAGAGAGAAACAAAAUGUGAAGAAGAAUGCCAUUUCAUGUCUUGGUUCUGAGUUGCCUGAAGAUUGUCGUUUUUAUCCAGCAGAUACGAAGGAAGAAUUGCACAAGUUCAUGUGGCUUUUCAAGGAUCAACACCUUUCUGCUCCACAUUGGCGAAGCCAUCGGCCUUACCUUGUGUCCCAGGAGGUUGGUCUGGAGCUUGACAAUAACAAACCUGGUAAAUGCACUUUACUUCUAUCUGGCUAUGUGAGAGCUCAUAAUCUUUCAGUGAACCAGCUUGUUCAUGUUUCCGGUGCAGGGGAUUUUCAGUUAGAAAAGAUUGAUGUGCUCAAGGAUCCAAUGCCUUUGAAUGAAAGAAAAGGUUUUAAUUCAAUGGACUCGGAUAAUCCAAAUUGCAUACAGGUUGUUGUCACAUUAAUGCCUGAUGCCUUAAAGCAAGAACCGCUGGUUGUUGAGAAUAUACCAGACCCUCUUGCUGGGGAGCAGACUUGGCCAACAGAAGCAGAUAUGGAGGAAGCUAAUGCAAAUAAUAAAAAACGAAAGUUACAAAGAAAGAAACUUCCACCAGGAACCUCAGAUUAUCAGGCUGCGUGGAUUGUUGAAGAUUCUGAUGAUGAUGUUGCUGAUGGUAGUGUUGAGGAAGGUGAUGGUAUGGUUUUGGAUGGGCACAACAAUAAUUUUACACGAGAAGAAUCCAAUCAAUCAGAGAGUGAAAGUGUUUAUAAUAUGGAAAAUUUUGAUGAAGAAACUGAGGCAGACACUGACAUGGCUGAUGAUGCGAAUUUGACAACGGAACAAAUAGAAGCUGAGAUAAAGAAACUUAAAGAUGCAAGUGGUUUGGAUGAAGAGUUUCCAGAUGAAGUGGAUACUCCAUUAGAUAUUCCAGCAAAAAAACGUUUUGCAAAGUAUAGAGGUCUGAAGUCCUUUAGGACGUCUUCGUGGGAUCCUCAAGAAUCUUUGCCACAAGAAUAUGGAAGGAUAUUUAAUUUUGAUAAUUUUACCAAAACCCAAAAUCAUGUCCUUGCUAAAGCUCUAAAGAUUGAUCAAGGAGAUGUGGAUAGUUCCGUACAAGCUGGUUCAUAUGUGAGACUUCAUGUGAAGGAUGUUGCUGUUGAUUUAGCAUCUAAAAUAUGUAACUUGUCCCAAAAGUUUCCGAUGGUAGCUUGUGGCCUUCUACAGCAUGAGUCUAAAAUGUCUGUCCUUCACUUCAGCAUAAAGAAACAUGAUUCCUAUGAUGUUCCUCUCAAAUCCAAGGAAAACUUCACUUUCCAUGUUGGAUUUCGCCAAUUUGUUGCUAGUCCGGUGUUUUCUUCUGAUAAUAUCAAUUCAGAUAAGCACAAAAUGGAGAGAUUUUUGCUCCCAGGCAGUUUUUCAAUUGCCUCCAUUUAUGCGCCCAUCAGUUUCCCUCCAAUGCCCUUAGUCGUCUUGAAGAACAAGCAUGGAGAUGUACCUGCAGUUGCUGCUGUGGGUUCGUUAAGAAGUGUUGAUCCUUACAGGAUAAUACUAAAGAAAAUUAUUUUAACUGGCUAUCCCCUGAGGGUUUCAAAGAAGAAAGCUACUGUGCGAUAUAUGUUUCACAACCCUGAGGAUGUUAGAUGGUUCAAGCCGGUGGAGUUGUACACUAAAUGUGGUCGCCGAGGCUUAAUAAAGGAUUCUGUUGGAACUCAUGGUGCUAUGAAAUGCGUCUUCAAUGGUGUUAUUCAGCAGCACGAUACUGUCUGCAUGAGCUUGUAUAAGCGUGCAUACCCAAAAUGGCCUGAGCAGCUAUUUCCAUUACAGUAAAUUCUUCCCAAACUGGGAAAUCAUUCCUGCUUCAAAUGAGCUAGCUAUAUUUAUUACCUCGUCCACUGUCAAUUCCUGCAGUGGAUUUUUGUAGCACAUACCUUAGCUGUGAAUUGUAAGAGAAUUUUGACCGUUCGAGUUGCCUUUUGCCAGAGUAUUUAUAAAUGAUCGUUUGAUUCAUUAUUGUACCUUAUACAUAAUCUUUUGAUAAUCUGAUUAUGCUGUGCAAGUUGAAUA
This is a messenger RNA of Dendrobium catenatum, 2973 nucleotides long. RefSeq names its product pre-rRNA-processing protein TSR1 homolog. Gene Ontology annotation, cellular component: preribosome, small subunit precursor; nucleus. Bases 370 to 2736 code for a protein of 788 amino acids. The transcript is spliced from 22 exons. The record is from RefSeq and is a predicted model, not a curated record. NCBI's taxonomy places the organism in Eukaryota, Viridiplantae, Streptophyta, Magnoliopsida, Asparagales, Orchidaceae. Gene Ontology annotation, molecular function: GTPase activity; GTP binding; U3 snoRNA binding. Gene Ontology annotation, biological process: maturation of SSU-rRNA from tricistronic rRNA transcript (SSU-rRNA, 5.8S rRNA, LSU-rRNA); endonucleolytic cleavage of tricistronic rRNA transcript (SSU-rRNA, 5.8S rRNA, LSU-rRNA); ribosome biogenesis.